AUGAAUGAUAUUUAUAGUAUGAUGUUUAUUGUACCUAAAUUAAAAUAUUAUCGAAUAUCACUUUUUAAACAUUAUAAUCAUCAUCAAAUUACCCUACCAAUUGCAAGGUACAAUGAAUCUAGUUCUUUACAAUAUCUUAUCAUCGAUCAUGAAUGUUCAUUCAGUGAACUUUUACUUUUACUUUCAUAUACACCACAACUUAUUCGUUUGACAAUUCAUAAAAUUUAUUUCAAUGAUUCGGAUAAUAAAAUGUUUACAUCAAUUAAAUUAUCAAAUAUAAAUUCCAUCUAUUUAAAUUUACAAAGAAUUACAUUUAGUCAAAUGGAAAUAUUCAUUAUCAAAACCACUUCAAAUUUGAAACGCUUGUUUGUAAUGAUAAAUUCAGAAAAUAUUAUAUUUCGUAGUGCUUAA
Messenger RNA from Adineta steineri, 411 nucleotides. The record is from the annotation of a GenBank genome assembly. Lineage: Eukaryota; Metazoa; Rotifera; Eurotatoria; Adinetida; Adinetidae.